Molecule: messenger RNA, 519 nt
Organism: Monoraphidium neglectum
Lineage: Eukaryota; Viridiplantae; Chlorophyta; Chlorophyceae; Sphaeropleales; Selenastraceae
Exons: 4
Coding region: 1-519 (172 amino acids)
Source: RefSeq, a predicted model, not a curated record
AUGGCCCCUAGGGUCUUCGUACCUCGCCGCCCGGCUCCGCAGCAGCUGCAGAACAGCCAGCUCACAGCAGACGACCGGAUGGCUAUCAUCGACCUGUUUGACCACAUCAUCAACGCGGGCCAGCAGCACACCCUGGGAGACCUGUUCACCCCCGAUGGAGAGCUGCACCUCCCAAAGGGCGUGGUCAAGGGUGCCGCCAACGUGGCGGCCCACUUCGUGAGCUUUGCCCCGAUGGCGCGUGGCAAUCGCCACCUCACCCUCAAUACCAUCCUGCACGACGGCGCCGGCGCCCAUGCGGCCGCCAACGGCGCCCCGGCGCCGCGCACGGCCCGCGCGUCGUCGUACCGGCUGCUGCACCGCGCGUCCAGCCCGCCCGUGCUGCUUGCGAGCGGGACGAUAGAGGACGAGCUUGCGUGGUGCGAGGAGGAGCGGCGGUGGCGGUUCUCGAGGCGCGAGUUUGUCAUGGACCCGCCCGCGGCGGCGGGCGGCGUGCAGCAGCGGGUGGUGGAGCAGCAAUGA